Cladophialophora yegresii CBS 114405 is the source of this 2502-nucleotide messenger RNA. RefSeq lists its product as uncharacterized. The transcript has a single exon. Bases 1 to 2502 code for a protein of 833 amino acids. Lineage: Eukaryota; Fungi; Ascomycota; Eurotiomycetes; Chaetothyriales; Herpotrichiellaceae. The record is from RefSeq and is a predicted model, not a curated record.
AUGGACGAACUGGCAUCUCCAGCUGCCCCAGCGACAACCUCUGUUUCCCCCAACAUUGAGCAUCUCCUCUCACGUUGGCCCGUGGCCAGUACACUGAGCCACCAUCUCCCAGUAGGCGAUCUAAUCACAGUGUCUCGACUCAGCGUGACGCUACGGGCUCUUCUGCACGGCUUCAAAUCACCGCCAAAGGACGUCCCAGACAUAUUAGAGCCAUCCAACUCAGUACGCCCAGAACUAUACAUCGGCCACCACGGCACCGUCUACUGGCAACGGCUCAAAGACAGGGCCCCCUUCGAAUGCUCUUCGCAGACGCACACGAAAGGCCCCGCACCAAAGCCGUGUCUUUACUGCUCACGGCCGAUCUGCGACGCCUGCAUCGUCCGGGACUCGAUGUUCAAGGGGCACGAGAACACCUUCCCGAAACGGGUGCGAUGUCUCUGCAAGCAAUGCUGGGAGUCAGGCAACAAUAGCCAAACAAGUCGGUAUCCACUUGCUCUUGCACCUCCGCCUGGGAAGGAGGAUUCCUCUGGUCCCCCUUCAUCUUCAUCGCCUUCUCCCUUGACUCACAAACAAUGGUACGACCCGUCAGGCUCGACACGCGACUAUUGCACCUGCACCCUCAUAAGGGACGGCAUCCUCUGUCUCGAGUGCAAGGCCGCCCAGAACAGCUCGGCAGUCUCUACUUCCACUUCCGCAAGCGAACCACGAUGCCACGGCCAAUCCUGCACCAACACACUCACACCGGAGGACGAAGACCGCCGCCGCAUCUGCCUAUGGUGCAACAAGGCCCUGCCCCGCCCGCUCGGCGGCACGACACGCCACCACUGGACGCAGAAGAUCAUCGAGGCGCGGGCCCGCCACGCCGCGUCCCGGUCUGCGGACGUGGAGGAAUGGAAUCGCAAACGGCUAAAAGAGCGGACGAUGUCGCGACGUGAGAUGCGCGGCGACGACGCCGUCCGGGACGAUCCCGAUGCCGACCUCCCGCAAUUGGUGCGUCAUCUCGACACGAUCAAUUAUCAGAACUACAUGGCCCAAUCGUCCGCGCCGAGCCCGGACAUCGUCUUCGCGUCCAAGACCGGGUACUGGCGGUACAGUCGGGGAUUCAUGCUGGCUAUGAGGCCGCGUUGCGCAUUGGUUCUUCCGCUACCUCGAUGCGUCUGGCUGAAGGCAGAAACUGCCGGUGCCGGAACAGACAUGGUAUUUGCCCAGACGAAUGGCGAAAAGGCACAAGACCGGCUUGCGCUACGUGAGGCGAUGAUGCAUAAAAUGCCAAGAGCCCGUCUCUCGCAAUGGUGUGCCUACAGGACCGUGAUCAUGGAGUGUCUUCUUGAACGAAAAUUGACUUACGAGGCGACUCGGGAGUUCAUGCAACGAGAGCACGACUUCGAGGCCAGCACGGAGGAGUAUCGCAAGGUGCUGGGCGUGUGGACCUCGCAGGAGCGGCUGCGCCAAUCGCUCGAAUACGACUUAGGCACGCCCAUGAAAGGCAAGGAAAAGCAUGUUGCGUUGCCUAAGAGAGACCACUUGUCUCUCGGGGGCAAGGCCGCUGCCUUUUCUGGUAACCCAUACAUCAAGGGCCGACAUAUCGACUCUGACAACGACCACUCCUCACAAAUGAGCAGUCCUGAAUAUUUACGCAGAAGAACAGCAUCAGGCGGCUCGGACGCCACCUUUUCUGGGAAAGACAACCUAUACAUUAAGGGCCACCACAUCAACAUUCAUAACGACCCCUCUGCACAACCGAGCCGCCCCAGAUCUGUGUCUCUACGCAGAAUCACAGGAGAAGAAGACCCCUCUACAAAAGCGAAUAGCCCUGGGUUUGGCUCUCUACGCAGAAGAACAAGAGAAGACGACCCCUCCACACAAACGAGUCGCCCUGGGUUCUUCCGCAGAAGCGCAGGAGAAGGCGGCUCGGACGCCACAAUCUCUGGAAACGACAAUCCACAUAUUGAGGGCCAAGACAUCGACUCUGACAACGAUCCGUCUACACAAACGGGUAACCCUAGGUCUCUACGCAGAAGAACAACAGGAGAAGACGGCCCCUUCACACAAACGAACAGCCCCAGGUCUGGGUCUCUACGCAGAAAAACAACAAGAGAAGAAGACCCCUCUACCCAAACGAUCAGCCCUGGGUCUGCGGCUGUGUCUCUACGCAGAAGAACAGGAUCAAGCGACUCGGGCGCGCAUACGUCCAAAUCGAGUUGUCGAGACCGCCUCGACGACCUUGAUCUCCGCAUCCAAUAUGCACUUAGACACAGACCAACUCGGGACCCGCCAUACUUGGCGCAGCCCUUUACCCUGGCAUCGUCGUCGUCGUCGUCGCAUUCGACCACAAUGCUACAGGCCGUGCUGAUACCAUCUACCAGAAGCCUGAAUGCAGUGCAACCAGACGCCAACGAGGAGCCGCCCCCGUAUGAUGCAGAUGGGUGGACGUGGCCUGAGGAAGUUGAGAAUGGGCAUGAGCAUGAGCAUGAGCACGAGCACCGCCAAGCAGAACGGUGA